CUAAUAAAAAAGUAAAAUAUAGAAAUAAACUUAUUCAAAAAUGGUAACGCGUUAAGUAAUCAAUGAUGCAGACGCAGCACGCCUAUCCAUAUAUAUAAGCCCAUAAAAGCUCUGUUCUUCUGUUUAUAUUCGUUCUGAAACAAUCUUCGAAGUUCGUAUCGGUUUUGAUUUAGUAAAAACAAUGGGAGGUGGUAAAGACAAGCAGCAUGAUGAACAAGACAAAGGGUUUCAUGGUUUUCCAGGAGGUGGACAUCAUUACCCACCCGCUCCUGGAGGUUACCCACCCGCUGGAUACCCGCCACAACAAGGGUACCCUCCAGCUGGAGGCUACCCACCUGCAGGUUACCCACCUGGUGCAUACCCUCCUGGUGCACCGGGAGGUUAUCCUCCUGCCCCCGGAGGUUAUCCUCCUGCAGGCUAUCCUGCUCCUCACCAUGCAGGACAUUCUAGUGGUGGAAUUGGAGGUAUGAUCGCUGGUGCAGCGGGUGCAGCCGCAGCAGCCUAUGGAGCUCACCACAUGUCUCAUGGAGCACACAACCCUUACGGUCAUGCAGGGCACGCAGGGUAUGGCCACGUUGGUCACGGUGGAUAUGGUCAUGGUAAGUUCAAGCACGGAAAGCAUGGAGGCAAAUUCAAGCACGGAGGCAAGUUUAAGCAUGGAAAGCAUGGGAAACACGGUAUGUUUGGAGGAGGCAAAUUCAAGAAGUGGAAGUAAUCUCAAAAAAUAACCUUUGAUUUUCUCCUCCAGUAGUCUCAUUACAUGGCCGAUGUUUCUAAUAAUUCCCCUCUCAAAAUUAUUACAUUUUAACUUUAUGUCGGUUUAGAGAUUGCUGGUUCAGAGGAAAAUAAUUGGAGAGUGAUAGUAUAAUGUAAAACCUUAUGGCAUUUGUAGAAGAGGUUUCUUCAAUCUCUCAAUAGCAGAUGCUUUGAAACUUAUCUAUGAUUUGGUUUUGUAAUUGACAGCUUGUGUUUGUUUUGGUACUUCCUUUUUCAAUUUUAAAUCUCUUGUUUGAUGA
Brassica napus (rape) is the source of this 1016-nucleotide messenger RNA. RefSeq names its product glycine-rich protein A3. Lineage: Eukaryota; Viridiplantae; Streptophyta; Magnoliopsida; Brassicales; Brassicaceae. The transcript has 3 exons. The record is from RefSeq and is a predicted model, not a curated record. Bases 182 to 715 code for a protein of 177 amino acids.